GCACCUUAAAUUCCGUGAUACGGUUGAUCACAUAACUACCUUACCUUUACAGAGCUUACCCUCUGCUGAUAGCUGGCCUGCCUCCCGUUCAAACGGUUCGCGGCAUCGAGUCCAACAAAGUCAACUUGAACCUACCCGACCGACUGGAUUUACCACAUACCUGGAAGUUCUGGAACAAUGUGUUACCGAUCAAUUUGCAGAAACUGCCACAAGGCCACCUGGGGCGGGUGUGGCAGCCACAUCUCGCAAAUCAUGGACUAUAUCCCCAAAGACCAAUGGUGCAACUGUGAGCCGCAUGUUGAGUGGCACGGAACCUCAUAUCCACGCCAAGGGAACUAUCGAGUCACCGACGAGGCCUUCCAGGAGCACGAUAUCCUUGAUAUGUACCGUGGGAAUGUUGAGUCGUCUGAGUCACACUGAUGAUGUGUUACAUACGAAACGUCCUUCAGGUUGU
Canariomyces notabilis is the source of this 454-nucleotide messenger RNA. RefSeq lists its product as uncharacterized. Bases 178 to 420 code for a protein of 80 amino acids. NCBI's taxonomy places the organism in Eukaryota, Fungi, Ascomycota, Sordariomycetes, Sordariales, Chaetomiaceae. The record is from RefSeq and is a predicted model, not a curated record. The transcript is spliced from 3 exons.